This is a messenger RNA of Paramisgurnus dabryanus, 1562 nucleotides long. It is a transcript of the gene tmem154, whose product is annotated as transmembrane protein 154. The record is from RefSeq and is a predicted model, not a curated record. Lineage: Eukaryota; Metazoa; Chordata; Actinopteri; Cypriniformes; Cobitidae.
UCAGGUCUGAAAGAGGAAGCAGGAUGUCAUGAAGGCGUGUUAGCCACCAGCCACCACUAUUCAAUGACUCUAUGUCUGUGUCUACCCUUAGUGUAACCAGUGCUUCCACGGAGAACUCUGGGAAAUGACUCUUGUACUACUCCUGAUUUUGGCAUUGACAGCUGGCUGGACUGGACUUGUUAAAUGUGAAGAGCCAGAAAAUACAGAAUUUUUGGAAGUAACAACUCCCGUUGCAGGAGACAAAGAAGACUUAGAGACUCAUGAGGAUGCAACAGGCUCUGGAGAUGACACAAAUCAAGAAAACAAGGAUUUAGACCACGGACCCAGGCUUAACACAAAUGAUGCAGAAAAAGAUCCCACUGCUGAGACAACUGAAGAAACAGAUGCAGAAGAUCUCAACCUACUCAUCAUCAUCAUACCAUUGGCCCUCGUACUCAUCCUCAUCUCUGUGAUUGUGUGUGGAGUCAUUGUCUACCGCAGACGGAGAACAAAAGCUGUUGCCAUUGAAGAAGAUCAUUAUUUGGAUGAUGAAGACCACGAAAAAGUGCCAAUGCCCAUGUUUGAAGAUGAUAUUCCAUCGGUGAUGGAGCUAGAAAUGGAAGACCUAGAAAACUGGAUGACAAAAGGUAACUGCUAUGGACAUGAUGCUGUUCUCACAGUACCUUCCUGAUGUUCCCCCAUAUUAGAUGUUGCACAGUGUACAUACAGUAUUUAGGUACUAUAUAUAGGUUAAUGUAAAUCAGUUACUGCUAAGAAAAACCUUAACAGUUUAUGAGUUUUAUAGUGCUAUUAUAAAUUUAAAACACAACACUGGUGAAAAUGAGCUAAAAUGUGACCCUGCCUGUAAAACCCAGCUGAAAUCUUUUUUUGGUGAUUUACUGUUUUCUGCAUUAAAUCUAAUGUAAAGAAUAAUAUAACCUUGAUAUCUUUAAUAUUGACUGAGUAAGGCCAUGUCAAAAAAUGAAAUUAAACUGAAAUCGAACUUUAAUUCUCCCAAUCUCGUAAUUAAAUUGAAACUUUAGCUGGAUUUCACAGACAGGGUCACACAUAUUAAACACUGCUGUUCAUUGCACAUUGCCCUUCUGGACAAAAAAAGAACAUGAGAAAAUUAAUAGUCUGUUACACUGAAACAAGUACAAGAGUUCCUUUCUUGAAUGUAAACUAUGAUUUUAUAUUUUGGCCACUUUUUAACUGAGUGUAACAAACCAUGCUGUUUCUUUGUAAUGUAAUGAUUCAAGUGCCAUACGAAUAUACUACUCAGAUACUGUAAUUUAAUCCUGUCAACCAUCAUUUCAUCAUUGCGUGUAAAUAUAAAGCCUUUAUUAAUAACUUUUUUUGUUUGUUUACAUUUUCUUUAAUUGACAUUUUGAAGCAUUCAUGUGUAUAAAUAUAUUCAUAGGAAAAGCCACUGCAACAAAACUUCCCUACUUUUUUAUAUUUUAAAGAGGAAGAACAGUCUUAUUGUAUGAAUGCACGUGUAUUCAAUUCUUUGAAAGCAUGUCAUCAUUUAAAAAAGGGGAAAUAACUGUGGUGUUUUAUUAAAAAUAUGGAGUGGAUGCUGA